This is a messenger RNA of Tachysurus fulvidraco (yellow catfish), 1960 nucleotides long. RefSeq lists its product as uncharacterized. The coding region runs from base 85 to 1185 and encodes 366 amino acids. The record is from RefSeq and is a predicted model, not a curated record. Lineage: Eukaryota; Metazoa; Chordata; Actinopteri; Siluriformes; Bagridae. The transcript is spliced from 9 exons.
CUUUCAUACAAUCAGAAAAUAAAACAGAACUAAGGACACGGUGAGGAAGGCUUACUCACUACAGAGAACAUCGUCUCAAUCUGAAUGAUGGCAUGGUGCCGGUUUGAGUCUUACCACUUAAUUUUCCUUCUGAUGGUGGCCACAGCAGAAAGAAAAAAAUGUGAUGUUCUGCCAAUUGUUGAGGCCGUGGUGAAUUCGGUAGCGACACUUACAUGCCCUUUAACCACAUUGCCUGAAGGCACACAGGUUAUUUGGGAAGUUCUUCAAGGUGAAAGAGCAGAAAGAGUUGGUUUCGUAAGCACCUGCUCCUCUUCCUGCUCCAUAGAAGACAGCAACAACAGAACUCAGCAACCCCUAUGUAAAAUGAGAGAAGUAAAAGAUUUACAAAAAGGGACUAGUUCACUGAUUAUUAGUCCUGUGGGAAUCACAGAUGCGGUUUGGUAUCAAUGUACAGUGCAAAACAGAACCGAUUCUUACUGUUCUCAUGUGAAGAUUGCAGUAAAAGAGGAGCCUCAACUUCAGACUCAUAUUAAAGAAUGCAUAACCAUGGACCCAGUUGAAAGAUUUCUGAAUGAGACUUUUAUUCUUCAGUGCCCUGUGGACAGAUCACAUCUUGGUUCCUCACAGUUAAUCUGGGGGACUGUUGAAGCAGAUGUGACUAUUCCUAUAACUCGUUGUCCUACAAGUUGCACUUUCAGAGGAGCCCAGAAACCACUAUGUGAGAGAACAAAAACAAUGGAGGAUGGAUCACUGACUAUUAGUCAUAUGUCGUCCACAGAUUCUCAGUGGUUCUGGUGUGCACUUUCCACUUCAUGUUAUAAAUUUAGGCUUACUGUUAAAGAAAACACCUCUACUAAUCGGAUUACAAUUUACUCUACAAUUAAAGCUGGAGGAGAUUUGCAUGCAACACAAGGCCCACAGGAGCAAACAAAUGACAGCAGUGUUACAGUAGUCACUACGAAUGCCACAGUGAUAAUGAUAGCCUCAGUAACCGCUGUUACUCUCUUUGUGGCCAUGCUGGUCCUGGUGUACAUCUUUUUCAGAAAAAAGAAAAUGAAAAAUACACACAAAGUUGUACAAGAUAAUCUGUAUGAUGUUUCUGAAGAAACUAUACACAAUGAUCUGCUUCCAUAUACUUUGGUCCAGUUUGAAACUCCAAUCUUAUAUACAUUUAAUGUCAAAUGAGAAGAGACCCCCAGUCAUCUUAAAAUCCCAUACUGUUAAUGUUCUGUUCCUAUUUUUCUUUUCUUUUAUUUCUCAUAUUUUUUCCUUCACAUUUACACUGUUAUAAUGUAUACCAAAUAAUUGCUUGAAUAAAAUUACAUACUUAAUUGUUAAUAUAAUAAGAAAACUAAUAGUUGCUAAUGUAGAUUAAAAUUCUGAUAUGUUUAAACUUAUUAACGUUAAACACAGGUGUCCCUCAGAACAUACUUUUUCAUCCUGUUUUCAUGAAUGGGGUAUUUUCAUUUUCAUGUAUUGGGGUAUUAAAUGCUGUGGUCUAUAAACAGUGGCCACACAUAGUUCCCCUUGUUGCUGUCAGUAUGGUUGAGUGUUGUGUGAAAGACAUGAGAGAUUGAGAGAAGACAAGUUGAUGGAGCAGAUGUAAUUUUUGAUUUUUGACUUUACGAAGGUCUCUCAAAGACAUACAUGACUAAUGAUGUGAGUCGAUAGUUAAUUAAAGAUGGCUUAAAGGUCUUUGAAACAGGAAUGACAGUGGAUAUUUUAAAGCAAAUGUGAACUACAGACUUAGUCUUAGCCUCAGAACUCAUACCCACUAACGGUUGGCUGGAUGUCUGAUGCAUAUAAAACACAAAAUACACUUCUCUGCUAUAUUUAAUUCUAUACUUGCUUAUCAGAGGAAACAUUUUUAAUUUCCUUUUUUACCCUGUUAUAAUGUAUACCAAAUAAGUGCAUGUAUGUUGUCUGAAUAAAAUUACAUAUCUAAGUGUAAGCUUAAAAA